This is a messenger RNA of Aethina tumida (small hive beetle), 1414 nucleotides long. RefSeq names its product zinc finger matrin-type protein 2. Gene Ontology annotation, cellular component: U4/U6 x U5 tri-snRNP complex; spliceosomal complex. The record is from RefSeq and is a predicted model, not a curated record. The coding region runs from base 237 to 833 and encodes 198 amino acids. The transcript is spliced from 3 exons. NCBI's taxonomy places the organism in Eukaryota, Metazoa, Arthropoda, Insecta, Coleoptera, Nitidulidae. Gene Ontology annotation, biological process: mRNA splicing, via spliceosome. Gene Ontology annotation, molecular function: nucleic acid binding; zinc ion binding.
AGGCAACUUAAAUAACGUAAACCAAAAAUUUCUCUUUUUCAAUCAUUAUAAUACAUAAAGUUUUAAAUAUAUUUUAUAGGACAAUUCAGUUAUUCUACAAUUAUUAAAUAUACAGUAAACAUUCAGUGUGUGAACAUUCUAAUUCUAACCUAAACUCGUGACAGCUGUGUGUUUACAUUUGUUACAAGAGAUAAAUACUCAGUUUUUGUUCAUUCAAACAAAUAAAACCCAGUGAAAUGUCGAUGAGACCAGACGACCACAGAAGAAAAUGGGACCGAGAGGAGUACGAACGACUGGCGGAAGAGAGGAAAAAAGAAGAAAAAGAGCGCCUGGAUGAGGCAGAAAACAAAAAAAAGGGGCCCCCUGUGAAGCGUGAGCUGCUAAAAACGCGCGACUAUAAGGUCGAUUUGGACUCGAAGCUCGGCAAAAGUAUCGUCAUCAACAAGAACACACCUACCUCACAAUCGGGCGGAUAUUAUUGCAAUGUUUGUGACUGUGUUGUUAAAGAUUCCAUCAAUUUCCUGGACCACAUCAACGGCAAGAAGCACCAGAGAAAUCUGGGUAUGUCGAUGAAAAUUGAGAGGAGCAAUUUGGAUGCUGUAAAACAAAGGUUCGAAAUGAACAAGAGGAAAAUGGAAGAGAAAAAGAAGGACUAUGACAUGGCAUCGAGGAUGCAGGAAAUCGCUGAGGAAGAGGAGAAACUGAGAGAGUACAGGAGGGAAAAGAGGAAAGAGAAACGGAAGAUUGAAGAAGUGUUAGAAGAUUCUGAGCCUGUGAAUGAAAUGGCUUCUAUUAUGGGAUUUUCAGGUUUCGGAUCAUCAAAGAAAAAGUGAUAUGUAUCUAACAUAUGGGGAUCAAUCAUUACAAAUGCUGUUGGUAUGGAGGCGUUCAAAUUUUGGUUGUCUAAGUGAAUUUGACAGAAGUCUAAUUGUUCAUUUAAAGGACGCAGUUUUUGAAAAUUAAAGUUCUCAGUUCAGUUCAAUUUGUGUUUCCUCUUACAUUUCAACAUGUAUUGGAAUGGUGUGGAGAGGUCAGCUUUGGAAUGUAGAAGACAAUGAGCUCGUCUUAAGUCUUUAAUGACUAAGAUCAUCUAAUUUUCAUUAGAGGAUACUUCAAAAUCCACUUUUUUAGUACGUAGUAUAAUGUCCGAUCUUAAAGUGGGAGCCUCACUUUGGAGUAUUUCUAAUAUUCCGAUUGAAUACCUGGAGAACAAGAUAAAUAAGACACUUCGAUAUUCAGUCUUCACUUCGGAGAUUUUGGUGGACUUCAUCGUCAAAUAGAAGUGGUAUGGAUUAAUGAACUUCAGGGAAAAGUUGAAGAAUGCCAAGACGACUCAAUGGGUGUCUUCACCAACUUGUCCAAAUAAUUAUUAGUUUUAGACAAAUUAUACUGAUAAAUAUAUUCAUUAUUAAUA